Messenger RNA from Mixia osmundae IAM 14324, 1675 nucleotides. RefSeq lists its product as uncharacterized. The record is from RefSeq and is a predicted model, not a curated record. Gene Ontology annotation, molecular function: glutaminyl-tRNA synthase (glutamine-hydrolyzing) activity. Gene Ontology annotation, biological process: mitochondrial translation; glutaminyl-tRNAGln biosynthesis via transamidation. Lineage: Eukaryota; Fungi; Basidiomycota; Mixiomycetes; Mixiales; Mixiaceae. Bases 76 to 1650 code for a protein of 524 amino acids. The transcript has 9 exons.
GAGCGCGAAGUCAAUCGACGACAGACAUCGACUGCCGGCUUGUUGACACUUACGGCAGGCCUAUCUGGAUUGCCGAUGCCCCCGCGCACUGCAAGAGCUUUUCACCCAAUCAGCAAGCUCUACCAGCCAGCGUCGGCCCGCUAUGUGCGCACAUCAUCGAGCUGGCAGCCCGUCAUUGGUCUCGAGAUCCAUGCACAGCUACUCAGUCCGGUGAAGCUGUUUUCGAAAGCUCCUCAUCGCUCCUCAGACGAGCCGAAUACCAACAUAGAGCUUUUUGAUGUCGCCAUACCCGGCACUUUGCCUGUCCUGCAGGCUGCUCCUGUCUUGUUGGCCCUCAGAGCUGCCCUUGCGCUCGAUUGCACCAUCAAUCACAUCAGUCGUUUCGACCGCAAACAUUACUUCUACCCCGAUUUACCCUCUGGAUGGCAGAUCACGCAGAAAUACCAGCCUCUGGCACAUAGUGGCAGUAUCAAACUAACGCCAGAGCAAGACGAAGGCGUUGCCGUCUCACGAGAUGUACGGAUUGAGCAAGUGCAACUCGAGCAGGACACCGCAAAGACUGUACAUCUUCCCUAUUCAGGCCUGUCGCAAGUCGACAUGAGCCGCGCUGGGUCUGCAUUGAUCGAGAUCAUCAGCGGUCCCGAUAUGAGAACGGCGGAGGAAGCUAUGGCCUACGUUCGACGUCUCAGAAGUCUGUUGCAGCACGUCGGAGCAUGCGAUGGCAAUAUGGAUCAGGGCUCAUUGCGCAUUGAUGCCAAUGUCUCGGUCAGAAAAGCCGAGCCUGACGCAUCCCUCGGACAACGAUGCGAAAUCAAGAAUCUGAACAGUAUUCGACAGCUUCAGCAAGCAAUCACCUAUGAGGUCGAGCGCCAGAGCAAGCUGCUAGACGAUGGCCAGGCCGUCGAAAGCGAGACUCGAGGUUUUGAUGCCCAAGCGGGAGAAACUUACGCAAUGCGCUCCAAAGCAGCCACGCCAGACUAUCGUUACAUGCCCGAUCCCGAUCUACCGCCGCUUGUUCUGUCACAGUCUUUCGUACAAGAAGUCAGGCAAGCGAUGCCAGAGCUGCCGUUGGAUGCUUUUGCUCGACUCAUCUUGCAAUAUGGCCUGCGCGAACGGGACGCUCGAAUACUUGUCGCGUACGGCGAGUCACGCGAUAAGGAAGAGUCUGCAGCAAUUGCUGUGCGAUUCUUCGAGGACGCAGCACAGGGACGAGACCCGCAAAUGGUGGUCAAUUGGCUCAUUAACGACCUCUUUGCUGCUCUUGCAGACCUCGAGCUGCCCCUGGGUCAAUGUGUCAUCACACCUGCCGACUUGGGCACCCUGGUCGAUGCUGUCCAGUCUGGCGGUCUUGCUCGAGCCAAGGCACGCGAGCUCUUGAAUGAUGCUCUGCAGACGCACUCGAUUCCGUUGCAUGAGCUGGUCAGCAAGCAUGUUCAGCAGGAUGACGUCAACACAACAGAGCGACUGGCCGCGCUGGCCCAAGACAUUGUCAUCGCAUUGCCUGACGAAGCGGACAAAGUCCGCAGAGGUAACAACAAGGUGAUGCAACGUAUGAUUGGCGAGGGCAUGAAGCGCACUGCCGGCCGCGUGGACGCGAGAAAGCUCACAGAGGCACUCAGGCAAUGGCUUCACGCUACUGGCGGUACCUAACGACUUCGUGAAUUAUGCAUUACAG